Danio aesculapii is the source of this 1639-nucleotide messenger RNA. It is a transcript of the gene cyp39a1, whose product is annotated as 24-hydroxycholesterol 7-alpha-hydroxylase. The transcript has 12 exons. The coding region runs from base 112 to 1506 and encodes 464 amino acids. The record is from RefSeq and is a predicted model, not a curated record. NCBI's taxonomy places the organism in Eukaryota, Metazoa, Chordata, Actinopteri, Cypriniformes, Danionidae. Gene Ontology annotation, molecular function: iron ion binding; oxidoreductase activity, acting on paired donors, with incorporation or reduction of molecular oxygen; heme binding. Gene Ontology annotation, biological process: cholesterol homeostasis; bile acid biosynthetic process.
UCGGAGAGAGGGAAUCCGAGCUGAUACGUGUCAACAUAUAAUAACUGGUCCUUUUCUGCACUUCACUCAUUAUAUGCGUUCAAGUAGAGCGUCACUGGAUUCCCGUUCGCAAUGGAAUGGAUUACAUUAAUUCUGACGGUGUCUGUGGUGAUUAUUUCGUUUCAUCUUCUCUUUGGUAAAAGUCACCCCAAUGCUCCUCCAUGCAUAAGAGGUUGGAUACCCUGGUUCGGGGCUGCUUUUGAAUUUGGCAAAGCACCUUUGCAUUUCAUCCAGCAAGCCAGAGCCAAAUAUGGACCAGUUUUCACUGUUGUAGCUGCUGGGAAGAGAAUGACGUUUGUGACCCUAAAUGAGGACUUCCGAGUUUUCUUCACUUCUAAAGAUGUAGAUUUUGAACAAGCAGUGCAAGAACCCGUUCACAACACAGCUUCUAUCAGCAAAGACAACUUCUUUGAGUCCCAUCCGACCUGUUCGGCUAUAAUCAAAGGCAGACUGACUCCGGGCAACACAGCGAUGCUCUCUCCUCACCUGUGUGAAGAAUUUAAUGACCAUUUGGAGAGUCUUGGAAGCAAAGGAUCUGGACAGCUAAAUGAGCUCAUCAAGAGUGUAAUGUAUCCGUCAGUGAUGAGCAACUUACUGGGCCGCUGUAAUUCGCCCAGCAGCGCCCUCAGCAGGCAGAAGUUUCUGGAGAAGUUCACAACCUACGAUGAGGGAUUUGAGUACGGCUCACAACUCCCAGAGAUGUUCCUCAAGGAAUGGGCAAACUCAAAGCAAUGGCUGCUUUCUCUGCUGAGAAAAAUGGUUAACAAAUCAGAGGAGACCCUCUAUAGUGAGAGUGAUAGGAAGACUUUACUACAGCACCUGGCUGCUUCAAUAAGUGAAAAAUAUCUACCCAAUUAUGGUUUACUGUUGCUUUGGGCUUCCUUGGCAAAUGCUAUACCAGUGACGUUUUGGGCAGUUGCUUUCAUUUUGUCCAACCCUGCAGCAUAUAAGAUUGCAAUGGAUCAGAUCAACUAUGUCCUUGGUCACCAAGACAAGCGGAAGACAAAGGUGACCCUAGAUGACUUACAGCAGAUGCCAUAUGUGAAGUGGUGUAUCAUGGAAGCCAUUCGGUUGAGGGCCCCCGGAGCCAUCACUCGCAAAGUAGUGCGGCCUCUCAAAUUACAGAAUUACAUUAUCCCACCUGGAGACAUGCUGAUGUUGUCUCCUUACUGGGCUCACCGAAACCCCAAGUAUUUCCCAGACCCGGAAGAUUUCAAACCUGAACGAUGGGAAACGGCAGAUUUAGAAAAGAAUGUCCUCUUGGAAGGGUUUGUGGCAUUCGGAGGGGGGAAAAAUCAGUGCCCAGGAAGGUGGUACGCCAUUAUGGAAUUGCAUAUGUUUGUGGCCCUCAUCCUCUACAAGUUUGAGUUCACCCUAUUGGAUCCAAUGCCUAAGCCGAGUCCUCUACAUUUGGUGGGAACCCAGCAGCCAGACGGACCCUGUACAGUGAGAUACAAGCACAGAUAGAGUGCUCGUGUUCACAGGGCUGUGCUGCUGCUUUUGAGCUUUGCUGACAGCCUUGACAUAAGAGUUGCAGAGAUCAACGGCACAUCCUGGGCUGAGCUUCAGAGGUUUGAAGCAUCAUGCUGAAUGUUAAACA